Durotheca rogersii is the source of this 3876-nucleotide messenger RNA. RefSeq lists its product as uncharacterized. Gene Ontology annotation, biological process: regulation of DNA-templated transcription. Gene Ontology annotation, molecular function: zinc ion binding; DNA-binding transcription factor activity, RNA polymerase II-specific. Bases 700 to 3201 code for a protein of 833 amino acids. The record is from RefSeq and is a predicted model, not a curated record. The transcript has 3 exons. NCBI's taxonomy places the organism in Eukaryota, Fungi, Ascomycota, Sordariomycetes, Xylariales, Xylariaceae.
GUGCGGUGUGUACGUGCGGUGUGUACCGGUGUGUGGAGCGAAAGUAGAGAGAAGAGAGAGAGAGAGAGAGGGAGAGGUGUGUGUACAUGCGUGUGUGUACGUGUGGUCAAUGUAUGUAUGAGCCCGCAAGUGAAUGUGAGUGAGGCGAGCGAGUGAGUGGUGUGUGUGUGUCAUGUAUGUGUGUGUGGUGUGUGUUGGUCUCGUCUCGUCUCCUUCUCCCUCCCUCCUCGCUGGCUCUCGACACCCCCCACCACCACCACCACCCCCUUCUUUGGAUCUAGUCCCUGGCUCUCUCGCCUCGGCUGCGCAUACACUGGCACGCACGCACGUCGAUACGCACAUACGUACAUACCUUAACCUCCUACCUGCCUACUUGCCUCCCUGCCUACCUACAUACCUGCUACCUACAUACGUGCAGUACCCUCCCGUCUGUCACUCUCGGACAGCGGGUGGGAGGAGGUGGUGGUGGCCGGCAGGCAGAGCAGACAGAUAGGCAGGUAGGUGUAGCUAGCUGGUGCUUCUGGCUAGCCACCCCGUUCGAGGCCGCUGGGCCAGACAGGACAGGACCUGUUCCGUCCCCUGCCAGCCCUAGGUCGGGUUUCGCGACUCGGCCCCCCCCCCCCCUUACGCAGCGUGGAAUCUGCGUCCCCCUGCUCAGAUCGCGCCCCCAUAAAAAAUUGCAAAUUAAAAUCAAAUCAAAUGGCAGAAGCACAACAGGAGCAGCCACAGGCUCAUCAACCUCAGCCUGAACCCGUCCUUGCCGCCGCUGAAGAACCAGCCCAUGCCCUCCCAUAUCAAUCGCCGGGCACGUCCUCAUUAUCACAGGCUACCCGCGAGCUCGAAGAGACACAAGACACGCAGGGCCAGGCGCGGGUAGAAACACAAGCCACAACGCCCCCAGCGCCGGAUGGCAGCAAGCUCGAUCUCGAUCACGAUCACGGCCACGCUCAUAUAGACGCACACGCACGAACGCCGAUCCCACAACCCGCAAAUGCAGAAGCGACGGCAGCAGUAGGAGCAAUCCUCGGACACGCGCAGGAGCGGGAGCCGGCACCAGAGGCAGAACCGUCCCUCCAGCCCCAAAUUCCGAACCACGCUGCCGACGCUAAUACUCCGACAUCGACGCCAACAGUAGCCUUACCCGCCACUGCUGCUCCUGCCACCACCGCUGCCGCUGUCGCUGCCGCUGCCGACGCGGCUACUCUGCUCUCCGCGAGGGCGGACACCACCGGAAUCUCGCCCGAUUCGCAUCACCAGGUGUCACCCGAGGCCACUGCGCCGUCGUCGGAAGCCAUGUCCAAUAACCCCUCUCACCCGCCCAGGCCUCCUCGACAGUCCAUAGGCUACCCGAAUCCGACGGCGUACGCGCCACCGGGCAUGGGCAAUCCGCAAUACGGGUAUCCAAACCCAGGGGGCCAGGGGCCGGAUGCGUAUCGUGCGAGCACAGGUGUCCCCAAUAGCGCGAUGGCGCUGCCGAGCAUGCGCACGUUCGAUUCGGCGCAACAGCAGGUCCACCCGCAGCAGCACCUGGCGAUGUCGAUUCCCGUCAACCCCGUGCCCUCAAUGCCUGCGCAAUCACACAUGGCUUACUUCGGGCAACAGUCGGCUGUCCCCAUGGGCGGGGGGAAUCCGUAUGGCCUAACCGCGGACGCUCUCGGCCCGCGAUACGCCUUACCCCCCAGCGGGCCAGGCAGCGUACUCGGCGGCCGACACAAAAAGGAGAUCAAGCGUCGAACGAAAACGGGCUGCUUAACAUGUCGGAAACGACGCAUAAAGUGCGACGAGCAACAUCCGAUCUGCAAGAACUGCCAGAAGUCAAAACGCGAAUGUCUGGGCUAUGACCCGAUAUUCAAGAACCAGCAGCAGCAGCAGCAUCCCACCAACAUCCGGCCUGCUCCCAAUAACCCGAGUUCUUCGGGCCCGCUGUCGUCAAGCCGGCAUUCCCCCUCUGCCCCCCUAUCGGGCAGUUCCUCUGCCUCUACCAACUAUACCACCCUCCCCCCGGUAAUAUCUAAUAACAGCACUUCCACCGUUUCAUCUUUCUCUGCAGGCCUCGCCCACCCUGGACCGGCCGGCGCAACGGUAAAAAGCGAAUCCCUCGAAUACCCGGCCAUCAUCGAUCCCGCGUUGGACAGCGUACUGAACACACCGAGUAUGUCGACCUCUCAUUUUCCCGCGAUCAAGCAUACUGCCCCAAAUCUCGUUAUUCACAGCACACCAGACGCACUCCAUCUCAGAGGUGGUGGACCUUCACCUGUUCCCCUGCAUUACCCCGUUUCGCACUACGCGCCGUCGUCUUUUCAGCAACACAACCCGGCUUACACUGGCUUCCCAGCGAGAAAGAUGAAAGUCCACGAACUCGUGGGUAUGAGCGGCGCCGUCCCUCCUAUCCUCGACUCCCCUCUGACCAACGAGAGGCUGGCCGAGGUCAGGGAUCUCUACGACCAGGUGUACGCCCCGGGUCUGGAAAAGUUCUUCGAGACGGAAUGGUACACUGGGCCCCAGGGUGCCGGCGCUUUGGCGUCCAGCGUCUCCGCCAACGAGAUGCUGGUGGGCUUUCUGCAGUCCAUGGCCAAGACGGAUGCUAGCGAUGUUGCCGGGAUGCAGUAUUCGGCCAACCUUGAAUUCAGGGUAGUCUGGGACCUGACCGCCCUAGUCUACGCGUCGGAGUACAAGGUCAACGUAGGAGAACACUUGCCGCCCCCCGACGACGGACCCGAGGCUCGGAAUCGAGUGGCGGUUUUCGAAGCUCUCCUGGCCGGCGAAUUCCUCGAUCGGAACCCACUCCUACCGCCGCCCGUGAGCGCCGACCUACGGCUACACCGGAUUCGAGAGUUCAGGUUCUGGUACCUUCUUGCCGAAUUUCUCCGCGUCAGAGACCAGCCGAACACGGACGUGACGCGACAGCGGGACCACCUGCUCGGGCAGAUGCGCGAUCUGUUGGACGGGCGGGAGAACCGGGACGUUCUCUACUCGCUCGCCGUUAUCCGUGCCCUUGCGCCGAAUUUCCCCCCCGACUUCGAGAGCACCCUGCCGCCGCACCUCGACGAGAGUGACCCCAAGAGCAAGCUAGCCGUGGCCCGCAAGUUUAUCCAAGACGAGUCUCAGGUGACGGGCGGAACUACGAACAUAGUUCGCCGCUUCUCCGAGCUUGCCGUUCGGGCGUUCAUCAUCCCCGGCAGUAACAUCGGCCGGAGGUGACGCGUGGGGGCGGGGGUUGGGUCCAGCUCUCGGUACGGAGAGCGACAGCGUACUAGCACGCAUACGGCCUAUAUUUCCUGACGUUUGAACAUAGUUUUCUGUGGCUCUUUUUUUAGGCGGCAAUACUGGACCCCAGACUUCGUUCCUCUUAGACGCCCAACCCGAGGGUUCACUUUGCGCAUUGCGUUUCCUCCUUCCUCCCGGUUAGAUCCGGUCAACGGGUCGCCGAACGGGGACUCGUGGAAGCUAAGAAUAAUAUUCUAGCCUAUAGAAGCAGCUGGGUGGUGGAAUUCUUGACCGGCGUUGUGGCAUUCUACGGAUUUCCCCAAAACUGGCACUGCACGUUUUACGUCUACUGUUUAUCAUUUACCUCGGAUGCGAUGUAUGAAUACGUGUUUUUGGAAGACCAUUUAUUGGCCGAUAAAAUGUGGUAGGAUAUGGUGUAAUUUUUUCUUUCUGUUUUUCUCUUUUUACCACAUCAGCUAUUGUUCUCGUACGGACGGGACGGAAAAAUCGGUAUCCACGCAUCACGGAAAAUUUCUUUUCCUUAAACCAGAGCGAUGGAUGAAAUUUUUGGGAUCAACCCAGGACGGCGCCUAAGUGCGAAGAGGGGAGAGAGAUUGGGGGGAGGGCGAAGGGAAGGACGAACGGACGGACGGACGGACGGGGGGGGGG